Molecule: messenger RNA, 1344 nt
Organism: Effrenium voratum
Lineage: Eukaryota; Dinophyceae; Suessiales; Symbiodiniaceae
Source: the annotation of a GenBank genome assembly
AUGCCGACUACCGACGGCGAAAUUGUUGGUUUGCUCGCCGAAAGCUGGAUCCCAAACGACACGUUGACGGAAUGGCGGUUCAAAAUUCGCUCGGGUGUCUUAUUCCACGAUGGCAGCCCUUUGACCGCGGAGACAGUCGCUGCCAAUCUGACCAAAUUCCAGGAGCAAAGCUCCUUGCGAACCGCCCCAGUUACGAACAUCGCUUUCGAAGGUGACGAAGUCGUCGUUAAGCUUGAUCGUCCGUAUUCCAUCUUGCCCGCGGUUCUGGCGGACUGGAACACCGGGAUUGUUUCUGCAGCGAACCUGACUGAUGAGACAGGCGACAGCGUCGCGGGAACCGGACCAUUUUCUGUUACCGAUGCUUCCGACCCGACAAUGCUGAAGCUAUCGGCGAAUGAUGAUUACUGGGGCAAGAAGGCGACGAUCGGCAAGGUCGAGUACCUGUUCGUUCCCGAUGCCCAGGCGCGUCAAGCCAUGGCCCAAGCGGGUGAAGUCGAGUUUGCGUUCAGCUUACCGGUCACAGCGACAAAAAUGCUUGCAAGCGCGGACAGUGUGCAAGUGCAAAUUCAAGCAAUCCCGCGCGUUAGGGCACUCAAGCUCAAUGGAGGCCUGGCUCCGCUGGACGAAGUCGUGGUGCGUCAGGCCAUCAGCUACGCAAUUGACCGCAAAGGUAUCGCGUCCUCCAUUGUCGGCAAUCCAGACACGGCGGCAUCCCAGUUAUUCCCGGCCAGCCUGCCCGCAUGGCACGAUACAUCGCUCGAGCCUUUUUCCCAUGAUCCUGCAAAAGCCGCAGAAUUGCUGGCCAGUGCUGGUUUCACAAAGGGCGAUGACGGCAUAUUGAUCCGUGACGGCGACCGUUUUGAAAUCGAAAUGCGGACAUAUGACUCGCGCCCGGAGCUUCCCGUCAUUGGCGUUGCGAUCCAAAGCAUGCUCAAGGAAGUCGGCAUUGAAGUCACGAUGAAGCAAGGCGACUGGACCGUCAUAUCGGACGGGCACACCGAUGGAACGCUGGAGGCUGGCAUUGUUUCAGACAGCUUCGUGUACGUUCCCGAUCCAAUCGGAGCCUUGAGCGAGAACUUUUACAAGAGCGGGGGCUUCUGGGGUUCCAUGAACUGGAACAACGACGAGUUUGACGCAUUGGUCGAGACGUAUCAAAGAACGGUUGAUCCGGAAAAGCUGGCGCAGCUUCGUACCGAUAUGGUCGCGAUGAUCCAUGAGGAACAUCCCAUGGUGACGGUCACCUGGUAUGACGAUGUUUAUGCGGUUUCGAAGAAUGUAUCGAAUUUCACGUUCGACGUUUACGAACGAGAUUUCGGCCUCAAUCGUCUGACCUGGGCGGAGUAG